Chelonoidis abingdonii (Abingdon island giant tortoise) is the source of this 765-nucleotide messenger RNA. RefSeq names its product class I histocompatibility antigen, F10 alpha chain-like. The record is from RefSeq and is a predicted model, not a curated record. Gene Ontology annotation, cellular component: external side of plasma membrane. Gene Ontology annotation, biological process: immune response. Lineage: Eukaryota; Metazoa; Chordata; Testudines; Testudinidae.
AUGCGGGGGCGUCCGGUGGUGGACGCUGUUCUGACGGGGCCGGCCAUCGACAGCUACGACCGCACCGCGUGCCUGGCUCUGUCCCCAGGUAGCCACACGCUGCAGUGGGCGCUGGGCUGCGAGCGGGAGCCCGGGGGGGUGGUUCGCGGCUGGUACCAGUUCGGUUACGACGGGCAGGACCUGGUGGUGUUCGACCGGGGGAACCGGCGAUGGCUGGCGGCUCUGUCCUGGGCCGAGACCACGCGGCGCCGCUGGGACGCUCAGCCUGAGUUCGGGGAGCGGCUGCACCGGUACCUGGGGGACACCUGCGUGGAGUGGCUGGGCCGGUUCCUGCGCAGCCGGCGUGCCUGGGCCAGGAGGGCAGCCGCCCCCCAGCUGCAGGCCUGGUCCCGCCCGACCCCCGGGCUCCCGGGCUGGCUGACUCUGGGGUGCCAGGCCUGGGGUUUCCCCACGCGGGACAUCGAGGUGUCCUGGCUGCGGGGAAAUGCGACGCUGCCGGGGGGCGAGGCUGGCGUGGGGCUGCCCAGCGGGGAUGGGUGCUACCAACGCCAGAGCUACCUGCGGGUGCCCGAGAGCGGGGCCCAGGGGGUGCGGUGCCAGGCCAGGCACGGGGACCUGGAGAUGCCGCUGGAGACUACGUGGGGUAGGUGUGCCCCCCAGAGACCCCCGUCGUGCCGAGGGGGUCACCUCAGGGGGACUGUGCCCCUGCUGCGGGGGCAACCGUCUGCUCACUCGCUCUGGGCUGGAGGAAACAGGGGACCCUGA